This is a messenger RNA of Branchiostoma floridae (Florida lancelet), 1211 nucleotides long. Its product is annotated as guanylate-binding protein 6-like. Bases 117 to 1211 code for a protein of 364 amino acids. Gene Ontology annotation, biological process: regulation of apoptotic process. Gene Ontology annotation, molecular function: GTPase activity; protein binding; GTP binding. NCBI's taxonomy places the organism in Eukaryota, Metazoa, Chordata, Leptocardii, Amphioxiformes, Branchiostomatidae. The record is from RefSeq and is a predicted model, not a curated record. The transcript has 6 exons.
AGAUAGGUCAACACUUAUCUGAAAAACAAGUGAAAAAUUUAAAAACUUUGUUAAGCACUGAUCAUCAUAUUGCCAAAGGAAUAACUGAGAAUGCGACACCAAAUGAGAUUUUCUCUAUGCUGGAAGAUGAUGGCAAACUUGGUGAGGGAAAUCUUGGAUUGCUGAAGGACCUAUUGACAUCCCUCAAUGAAUCACAGCUAGCAAAAGAAGUUGAGGAUUUGGAGAGGGUCCAGACUGACAUAUCUGAAUUGCAUGAAAAGCGCGGGUUCAAGGUGGAGGAACUGAAGCCGAAGGAAGGUAGGGAAGCUGUUAAAGGUUCAUCCAUCCCGCUCAUUCUGCCAAACGACCGGAAGUACAACGCGUCCACUGGUGGAGUCGAGGAGGUGCCUGGCGUCCAACGGGAAAGCCUGCAGGUCGUUCCCGAGGCGUUGAAACUACUGGAGGGGAUCGAGGAGCCCGUGAGUGUCCUAGCGAUCUGUGGGCCUAGUCGGACUGGGAAAAGCUACAUUCUCUCCAGGUUGCUUGGCACCGCCGAUGCCUUUGAGCUGGGCCAUCGCAUGGACCCCCAGACAUUUGGUAUCUGGAUGGGCACCAAGGUGCUGCGGGGGAAGGACUUCACUAUCGUGCUACUGGACACGGAGGGAAUAGACGCAGUAGGCGCCAGUGCUGGACAGGACGCCUCUAUCCUGGUGCUGACCACUCUGCUGUCCUCCCAUCUCAUCUACAACUCACUCAACGUGCCGUACAAGGGGGAUCUGGAAAAGCUGCAGUGCUUCAUCCAGUUAGCCAAAGGGGUCACCGUGAAACAUGGACAGAAAACAAAGAUGUCAGCGUUCCGUGAGUUCUUCCCAAACUUCCUGUGGCUGCUGCGUGACGUUUCACUAAAGAUGCAAGACAAAAACCGCAAAGACAUGACUCCGACCGAGUAUUUGAUUACGAAGGUCCUUCGACGUCAAGGUGAUGAUGAUGAUAUUGACGAGUCAACCAGUGACAAAGUAGGACGGGCCAUUCUCUCAUUCUUCCCAUCUGUGGAGUGCGCCACCUUGGAGCGGCCCUCUGGGGACAGGGAGGUGAUGAACAACAUAGCCCAGCACACGGACAGCCUAAACCCAGAGUUUAACGAGGGAGUACAUGAUUUGGUGGUGACGCUGUUACUUAAAGCACGGGCCAAGAGAGGCUACCACAAGGGCUCUACAGUUAGUGGUGAGUAA